AUGAUUUAUGUGAUAGAUUGUGAUUAUAUGAUUGAUAUAUGAUAUAUAUAAUUUAUAUGAUUCUCUGUCCCGCCUGAAUUUUUUACUUAUGACUUAGAAAAUUGAGGCCUUGAAAGACACCAAGUUUGGUAGAGCCUUGAUUCAAACCUGUGUGUUCAAACCAAAUCCCCAACUUUUCCAUUAGACCAUUAAGGUGCCCCUGCUGGACUGCAGAUUCCACGUAGAUAGGUCCCAGGCCCUUUCAAGCUGUAAAUCUUAUCAAAACUUUGUAUUUCCUGCAUUGGAAGACAAAUUCUUUCCUCACAGAAAUUGGCACACAAUCACAUGAUAAAUGUGAUAUUUACUGACUUGGAUUCAACAGGAUGAGCAAUGUCAUGGAGAUAGGAAAGACAUACAGAAGAGAUCCCAAGAUGUAUGAAUCGAAGGCAGAGGGGAAUAUUAUAAGAAAGAUCUGUAAAGGGAGUUGGAGGGCCUUGAAUAUCAGGAAGAGCUGGGAUUUUAUCUGGUAAGCAAUAAGGAACUCUGGAGUUUGAAAGGUAUUGUCCCUCCCACAUCUGAAACACCUUUUUUUUUCCUAUCUUUUCUAUAACUCAGGAAAGUUACAUGAUCUAUCUUCCGUUGGUGGCUUCCUCUUGUCUUGAGAUUAGGCACAGGCUUGGUCAGCCACGGUGUUAUUUUCCAACUUGACAGGCUGCUGAUUGUUGGGCUGAUCAUUGGGACUUUUAGGUAGCUUCCUGGAAUUCCCUUCUACUUCAUGAAGGGACAUGGUCAUCCCUUCUUUUCUUCCUGCUCCCACUUAUCUUUCCCACUUUUGAGGAAGUGGAUAAAAGCCAGACAUCUCUGAAAAUUUGUCAACUCUAGUGUUCCCUGGAAAAUUAAUUGUUGUUGUUCCGUUGUGUCUGAUUCUUCAUGACCCCAUUUGGAGUUUCCUUGGCAAAGAAACUAAGUUGGCCAUUUUAUUCUCCAGCUUAUUUUACAAAUAAGGAAACUGAGGCAAAAAGGGUGAAGUGACUUGUGUGGGUCACACAACUAAGUAAGUGUCAGUCCAACUGAUCUGGUGGUUUGACCCAAGAGACAGUGAGACCAGGGUAAUAUAGGUUUAAUGGAGGAAAGAAGACGGGGGAGUCCAAUGCCAGGGCUUGGGGAGUUGUCUCACUCAGGUAGGGAAAUCAUGAGGUCUUAUAGCAUUGGGGGUAGGUUGUUGUUGGGAACCAUUAACCAUGGCAACCAUUGUUUGAUGGCCUGUUUCCUAGCUGGGGGUUGUUUGUUUCCUGUUUUUUAAGCUCAGUCCCCAGGUUUAUCAGUAAGUAUCCAAGGCUGGAUAUGAACUCGGGAAGCCGAGUCUUCCUGACUUCACCUCUAGCACUCUAUUCACCUAGCUGCCCCAUAGUAGAACUACCUAAAUUUUAGAGCUGAAAGAGAUGUUAGAAGGAUAUAGAAUGGCACCUUAGGAAAUGACAACAAGGGCCAUAAAACAGAAUGUUAAGUUGUAAGAGAGAUUAGGAUUUGAGUUACAGGGGCUAUUUUUAUCUCUGACUUGGAUGAAGGAAUUGUGCUUAUAAAAUUGUCAGAUGAUACAAGCCUGGGAGGCACAGCGAGUAUGUUGGACCAUAAAAUCAGGGUCCAAAAUAGUCUUAAUAGACUAGAAGAACAAAAUUGAAGCAAGAUCAAAGGAAAGCCCUGUGCUUGAGUUUACUGUUCAAAUUAAGUGAUGAGAGAGAUAGCCCUAGAAAGCAAGUCCUAUGAAAGGGAGCUGGAGUCUUAGUGAACUGCAGGCUUGAUUGAUAGGCGUCAGCAAUGUAACAAGGCACUUGAUCUUAUAAUGUCUUGUUAGAAUCAGAGCACAUGGACCAAAGCAGGAGCUAGUCCCUUUGUCUUCUGAGUUGGGACCAUGGAAGAAAGAACACCCUGCUGUCCAGGUACCACUCUGUUUCAUCAGGAAAGAGUUGGGGGGAUCACAUAUCGGAUCCCUGCACUGCUCUAUAUCCCCCCAACCCAAACGUUGCUGGCCUUUGCAGAGAAACGUGCUACAGUGAAUGAUGAUGAUGCUCUUUUUCUAGUGCUUCGACGAGGCCAGAGGAUGGGGCAGUAUGUGCAGUGGGGGCCUCAGGAGUCCCUGAUGGAAGCCACGUUACCCGGAUUCCGCACCAUGAACCCCUGCCCCGUGUGGGAGCAGAAGAGGAGGCAGGUCUUCCUGUUCUUCAUUUGCGUUCGCAACCACGUGUCUGAGCGGCAGCAGAUUUGCAGGGGGAAGAACGCGGCCCGCCUGUGCUUCGUCUCCAGCUCGGACGAGGGCCGUUCUUGGAGCCAGAUCAGGGACCUGACUGAGGAGGUCAUUGGGGAGGAGGUAGCGCACUGGGCUACGUUUGCUGUGGGGCCGGGCCACGGGCUCCAGCUGCAGUCCGGGAGGCUGGUCAUCCCGGCCUACGCCUAUCGCUUCAACCGCAUGGUGCGCUGCCUGGGGCACCCUCUCUGGGGUAGGGCCCGGCCGCACUCCCUGAUGUUUUACAGCGAUGACUUGGGUGCCACCUGGGAACACGGGCAGCUCCUGCAGUCCGGCCAGACCAUAGAGUGUGAGGUGGCAGAAGUGAUGAAUCCCGACGGCUGCCCCAUGUUAUACUGCAGCGCCCGGACCCCUGGGAGAUACCGGGCGGAAGCACUCAGUGCAGACCAGGGGGAACACUUUGGGAAGGUUUCCUUGUGCUGCGAGCUGCGGGAGCCCCGCCACGGUUGUCAGGGAAGCGUGGUGAGCUUCCAGAGCAAGACAUGCCUUCCGGUAGAAGUAGCCCCCAAUGGGGAGAACGUCUCCUCGGGCCAGCCCCCGACUCUGCCCGGCACUCCCCCAGAGGGGCAGGAUGGCGGCAAGCCCCCGGCCUCGUGGCUCCUUUAUUCACACCCCACGAGCAGUAAACGGAGGCUCAACCUGGGCAUCUAUCUGAACCGAGCUCCCCUGGAAGCCGUUUGCUGGUCCCAGCCCUGGAUCCUCCACAAGGGCCCCAGCGGCUACUCCGACUUGGCUGUCCUUGAAGAGGGCUUGUUUGGCUGCUUGUUUGAGUGCGGAGAGAAACACGAAACCGAGCAGAUCACCUUCCAGCUGUUCACGGACCAGGAGCUCCUCAAGCACAUUUCGGAAGACCGUUCAGGCUUGGACAGUGUCAGCAACUGGAGUGGAGACUAGCUUUAGCCGCCACUUCCUGGGUGAGAGCUAGGGAGACCCCAGCUGCCUGGCUCGCCUGCAGGGCGAUGAGGGCAAGUCACAGUACAGGCCAGCCCUUCUCUAUUGCCAAAACGUUUGCAAAGCGUUCUAUAGAUAUUAUCUCAUUUGACCCUUCCAACAGGCUCACCCAGUAGCUGCUGCUGUUGUUACUCCCAUUUUACAGGUGAAGACACUGAGGCAAACAGGGAGAAUUAGAGGUAACUAACUGUUCAAUGAAUUCAGUGGAUAAUUGAAACCCAUAUCUCUUCCCACUCUCUCUUUGCCCCAGCCUUGGUUCCUUUUGCUCUUGAUCCUCUUCCAUCUCUUGUUCAAGAGGCAGAAGGGACCGGUUGGCAUUUUGCCGAGGAAAGAAUGCCCAUUGGAAGUCAGGACUCCCAAGGCUGGGCCUUGCUCAGAGGCUUGUCAGUGUUUUUCUUCUCUCCGAGCCUCGGGGUCCUGGAGAGUUAAGAAGGAUAGACAGGAGCAAACACUGAUUGUUUGGGAAGAAAAGCAAUGAGCAAGUUGGAACAGAUGCUUCCUCCCCUCACCUAUGCUGGGAGAUGCAAGGGACCUGGGCAGACCUCUUACAUCUUCAGCAUGUAGAGACAGAAGGACCCGAGUUAAGUUAGCAAGUAUUUCUAUACCGGGUGCAGAGGGCUGCAGGGUGGCAGCUGGGUGGCUCAGUGGAUAUAGAGCUAAGCCUAGAGAUGGGAGGUCCUGAGUUCAAAUGUGGUCUCAGAUACUUCCUAGUGAUCCUGGGCAAGUCACUCAACCCCCUCCGCCUAGCCCUUCCACUCUUCUGCCUUGGGACCAGUAGAGUACUGAUUAAUUCUAGGGGGAAAGGUAUGGGUUUAAAAAAAAAGUAAUGGUUACAAAGAAACAUAAACACAAUUCCUGCCCUCAGGUAGCUCACAGUGUGAUGGAGAGAAGACAUGCAGAUAACUUUGGCCCAAUAGCUCUAUGCAGGAUGGACUGAAGAGAAUCACCGAAGGAAGGUUCUAGGAUUAAGGAGUCUGGGAAAGGCUUUUUGCAGAAGGCAGGGUUUUCAUUGAGACUUGGAGAAAGAUGGUGACAGAAGGAAGGAGGGAGAGAAUUCCAAGCAUGAGGGACAAUCAGGGACAGGGAGACAGAGUCCAGGGGUGGAAUAUUUCAUGCAAAUAACAGAAGGGAGGCAAGUAUCCCUGGAUUGUAGAGUAUAUGGAGGGAGAAGAAGGUGUAAGAAGAUUGGAAAGAGGUAGGAGCAGCUAGGUAGCUAAGCCAAUAGAGGGCCAGGUCUAGAGAUGGAAGGUCCUGGGUUCGUAUCUGGCCUCAGGUACCCCUUGGUUGUGUGACCCUGGGCAAGUCAUUUAACCCUCAUUGCCUAGCCCAUAUCACUCUUUUGCCUUGGAACCAGUACUUAGUAUUGAUUCUAAGGCAGGAGGUAAGAGUUUUUAAAAAGCUAGAAUAUGAAAAGCCUUAAAAUCCAAUGUAUUUUAUAUUUAAUCCUAGAGAUCAUAGGAAACUAGAUGGAGCUAGGUGGCACAGUGGAUAAAGUGCUGGGCCUGAAGUCAGGAAGACUCAUUUUUCUGAGUUCAAAUCUGGCCUCAGACACUUAUUAAUUGUGCGAUCCCUGGGCAAGUCACUUCACCCUGUUGGCCUCAGUUUCCUCAUCUGUAAAGAUGAGUUGGAGAAGCAAAUGGCAAACUAGUACCUUUGCCAAGAAAACCCCAAAUGGGGUCAUGAGAAGUUGGCCAUGACUAAACAACAGAUAAAAGACUUCAUCACGUACUGAAAAGGAAGGAAGAUUAAAUGAGAAAAUAUCCUCUUUGAGAAAGUCUCUAAAUAAUAAUGGUGGAAUAGCUGAUACUUACAUGGUGCUGCAAAGUAUGCCUAUAGGUACUUUUUGUUCAUUUUUUCCAGAUAUCAGUAAGCUAGGGAGGACAAGUGUCAUGUUUGACAAAUGAGGAGACUGAGGUUCAAAGAAAGGAAAUGACUUAUCUAAGGCUUUACCACUAGGAAGCAUAUCCAAGACUGGCACUGACACCUUUUUAAUCUAAGUCUGCACCCCUUUUUUACUAUACCACAAUAUCUCUUGACUCUGUUAGGGGCCAAGUGGACAAUCACCCCAAGGAACACACGGAGACAAUGCAAUUCAGGCAAGGGGAAGUUUAUUACUAGCAUGCUAGGGGAAGCUCAGCAAGUGAGUUCCGAAGAAGCCGAGUCAGAGUGGAGUUUAUAUUGGUUAAAGCAGUCAUAGUUGAGUUACUUGAUGGGGAAUGACAAUAUUUUUAGAAUAUUCUGUUAAUGAUUUUGGCUAGGUUGACAAUACAAAUGGGUGAUUAGCAUAACAAGUGGGUGAUAUUUGGACAGACAUGAAAGGUGGAAUAUUGUUGGCAUACCCAGGGGCUAGGUGGGUGACUGUUGGCAUACCCAAGGGCCCUGUUCUGUCAUCCCACACAUACCAGAGUGGAGGUUGGUUGGUUUUUUUACUGCAUAACAACUCAUUGCCCAAGUCCUUAGCCAUUUCCCAAUCUCACAAUAACCCCAGAAGGACAAAACAAAGGUAUGUAGGGAAAGAAUCAUCGUCUACACAUGGGCAAGGUCAUAUGACUAAGAGAUUUCAGAACUAGGGUAUGAGCCCAGAUCCAUUCCCAGUGUAAUGAACGGCUAUAGUUAGCCCUUCUAGAUCCUUGUGGGCAUGGCCGACUGCUCUGGGCUCCUGUCUAGCCCUGUUGUAGUUUCCGUGGCUUUAUGGUCCUUGCUCCAUGAUUUAGUGACGUUCCUAGCUGUUCCUUGUACCUGGCAUCACUGAAUCUCUUGCCGGGAUCCCAGCUUGGAUGUGUUUAUUUCUUGGCACCUCACACUCACAUAGCCCAUGUAGACAAAUCACUUCAGCUCCAGAUGUAUACACCACCCCCGCCAUGGCAAUCCGACUGGACCAUCUGUGCCCCAGCCUUACCAGUAGGUCUUAAGAGAGGUCUAGAUCUGGUUUGAUGGGGAUACGACUGGGGAUGCAGGCUCUAAACGAUCACCCUGGUGCAAAUAUCAAUAAUUUGGAAAUAGGUUUUGAUCAAUGACACAUGUAGAACCCAGUGGAAUUGUGCAUUGGCUACGGGAGCGGGAACGGUAUGAGGGGAGGGAAAGAACAUGAAUCAUGUAACCAUGGAAAAAUAUUCUAAAUUAAUUAAAGCAAUUAAAAAAAAAAAGAUAGGUGUAGAUCAGACCUUAUUUUAGGAGUAUACAGCCCUUCAAAAACCAGUCCUUGCCCCCAAAACAUCUCCCUCCUUACCUAGUCUCUGGCUUAAAAUUCUACCAUGAGAGAUCAGUCAGUCAGCAAACUUAUAUGAAGUGCUUACCCUGUACCAAGUACUAUCCUAAAAUAAAAAUGCAGACAAACACAGCAGUUCUGGCUCUCAAGAAGCUGAUGUGCUUUCCUUCUGGUCGGGAAGGCUUUCAUCUUCCCGAGGGCCUUGUUACAAUAUAGCAGACCCUCAGAGAAAUGAUAUACUUUUUCUUUAUGGGCUUUUUUCCCCUUUGGUGUCAGAAGUAGGUGUGGAAACCCCUUUUCCUGCUUCAGAUUUGCACCAGCUGCCUUGAGCACUAAGAGAUUAAGGGAUUUCAGCCAGCCAGUACACAUUAGAAGUGAUUUUCCUGACCAAGGCCAGCUUUCUAACCACCUGACUACACUGCCCACAAAGAGAAUCUUUUACAACGUCUACUUGAGUUGUGGCCAUUUCUAACAGAAUGCCAUCCUGACCCCUCAGACUCACUUUACCCAACAUAGAACUUGUCAUUGACCCCCAAAUCUUCCAGAUCUCCCAGUAUUUGCUGAUGGCAUCACCAACCUUGGAAACCUAAGGGUUGCUUGUGAUUCUUAACCUGUUCCCAAACCCAUACAUUUAAUUUUUUGCUUCUAAACCUUCAUCCUCUUCUGUGGUGUCUCUCACUUCCAAGACCCUUGGCUUGGAGCCAGAAAAACCUGAGUUCCAAUCUGGCCUCAGACAUUUUACAGGCUGUAUUAUCCUGGGCAAGAGACUUUAACCUCUUUGCCACAGUUUCCCUCUUUUGUAAAAUUGGGCUAAUAAUGACCCCUUCCUUACAUGGUUUUUUGUGACGAUCAGUGACAUAAUAUUUGUAUAGCACUUAGCACAAUGCCUGGCACAUAGUAGGCACUUAAACGCUUGUUAACUGGCUGACAUUCCAGCAAGAAGGGUAGAACUGAAGGAGCUGCAUGUGCCUUGUCCAAAGAAAGCCUCUCCACAGAGGCUGAUUGCUCUUCCUUCUGCUGCCCUGGACUGAAAAACGUGAUGCCCGAGGCCCCAGGACCUCCCUUAUUUCAUCCUUUUGUGCCAGGAACCUUGUCCUAGGCUUCUCUUGUGUGAGUUCAAGUGUGCUGUAAUAAAGAAAUUGAGCUUUAAACUUUAUCAGAUCAUUUGAGUCAUUUUUGAAGAUGUUUGCCAUAGUAUCUCAAGAAAAGGACAAGAUGCUACCAGAAUAAUUACUAAAAUGUAUGGCCCUGACCACAUCAUUCUCUAACAUUCUCUGUGGCUCCUUACCACCUAGAGAAUAAAUGUGUCUUCGCCUGGUGGUCUGGCUCCAAUUCAUUUUCCAUCCAAUUUCACGUUCAGCCACUUCAUCUGCUCUUUUCAUUCAGAUAAUCUCCAAUUCGAUUCUGCCUUUUCUGCUUCUCUGUAUUCAUGCCAACUCUCCUGCUUCCUCCUUGUCCAUUAAAAAACCCUUUUCCUUUAGAAUCCAACUAAGAGAUCACCUUCCCCAUGGAGCCUUCACUUCACUUUCAGUCUCCAGCUGAAAGGGAUUUCUCCCUUUGCUUAUUUUCUUAGAGCAUCUUCUCAGACCCUGCCCUUUACCUCUUGAACAUUCUAGAGUAUGUUGUAGUUAAUUGGUUUUAUGUCAGCUUUUUGUUAGAUUAUAAACUCCUUGGGGUCAGAACUGCAUCACUUUUCCAUUUUUAUUUACUUGACUCUGAUGAUGCAACCUUAUGUAUAACAGCAUUUUUUUUAACCAAUCACAUGUAAUACAUUUACACAUACGUUUUUUGAAGUUCUAUGGUCCAAAUUGUUUCCUUCCCGCCUCCCUUCUGGAGCUGGCAAGCAAUUCGAUCUGACAGCAUUCUUGUCCAAUAGCAUUGAGCAGAGAUUGAAGAUAUUUUAGGAAGAAAGGUGGCAACUGGCCAAAAUUCCUAGGUGACUAUGGGCAGGCAGGAAUGUAUAACAGAAAGACUGGGCACCAUCCUAGUCAAUUAGAUGUGGAAGGGACCUUAGGAAUGUGGUCCAACUUCCUUAUUUUAUAGAUGAGGAAAGACCAGUUUAGUUUGUGCCUCUCCUAUUUAAGUUCUUGAUUAUAGGAUAUAGAAAUGGAGUGAACCUUUGAUUUCAUUGAUGGAGGGACCUCCUGGAUGAGGAAAUUCCUUCUAACACUGCAGAUUGACUUCUUUCACAUUGAGAUGGGAAAGUUACUUGUCCAAGUCACCCAGUCAAUUUGCAUCCAAAACAAGACCUGUAACCCAGAAAACUGCCUUCCUGAAUCUAAGGCCAAGCCAUCAUUCUGCUGUUCUCUGUUCUGUUGUGUAUUAUGAUUGCAUAUACAACAAUGUAUACAUCAAAAAUCUGGGAACAGAACCCGGGUCUUCUGUCUUCUAGUCCAGAGACCUUUCACUAUAAAGGAUGUCCCAAAAGUCUUUAGUGCAAUUUAAAGACUUUAAGUUUAAAACUACAUAAAGACUUUGGCCACACCCUAUACUAGAUUGCUUAAAGAAAAACAAAACCUUAACUUUUCUCUUUGUAUUAAGUCUAAAACAGAAGAGCAUUGAGGACUAGGCAAUUGGGGUUAAGAGUCUUGGCUAGGGUCACACAGAACAUUUCAGAGGCCUUAUUUGAAUGUAGGUUCUCCCAAUUCCAGGCCUGCUGCUCUAUCCACUGAGGCACCUAACUGUUCCUAGACUGCCUUUUAAGUCAAGUAACUUAAAAGCUCUCAAAAUCUAGUCCAAUCAAGAGAAAACUAAUCCAUGUAGGGUCAGUUUAUACUCUUGCCUCCCUUUGGAAUCCUAGAUGUUGGCUUAGAAAACUUUCAAGUGUGGUGUCCAAAUUUAUCGCACAUCAGAAUGUUAUAGAGAAAGGCCUGUGCUUGCACUGAUUGCAAGGAUUUUGAGUUUUGACUGAUCUAGACCCUCUCUAGUCCACCGUGGGAAUUGGGCAUUUCCACACUAUAAGAGGGUGAAAAGGCUCCCACCAAAACUCGAGCUGAUCUACCCUCCCCGACUCCACCUACAGAGCCAGAGUCAGAGCCAGCAUGGGCUAGAAUCAGUGAGUGAGCAAGGGGCACCUCUAGGUCCUUUCUAACCCUAAUCCUAACCCUAAAUACGUUUCUAACCCUAACCCUAAAUUCAUUUCUAACCCUAAACCCUAACUCUAUCUCCAUCCCAUCCCCAAACAGUUUGAUAUUUCAUUGUCUUGAAAUUAUUAGAUUAAUUGGUAGCAAUUAAUUAAUUGAUUAAAAACUCAAAGUCCCAAAUCAAUGUCUAGGCUAUGCCAUCCCCUUUCCCUCUAUUUAAUUGAAAAUCUGUUACCCUAAAAAAAGAACUACAUUUCCCAGGAGCUCACUGACUUCCUGUCAUUAUGUACUUCCCAUAGACAGGGGAUAUUAGAUGGGGAUGUGGAGGGUCCCGCCCUCUUUGGCAUCUUGGCUCAAUGGUGGUGAGUGGGAUUUUCAACAGGCUGAUCAGCCAUGGGCAUAUGGUCUUUUAUUUUGUAUCCCUCUUAUUCUUUUAUUCCUAAUGAUCAUUAAUAAAUCCCUUAAGAUAUAAUAUUUUAUUAUUUGAUAUUAAUUUUAAUUUUUACAUCUAUGGCAAACAGAAGUUGGAAAAAAUUCUCAAUCUUUUUAAGAUAACCUAGAUAAAAAAAAAAAAUUAUCUCCUGCCAAGGCUUUUUGCCCACCCCAUCCACCCACCCUCACAAACUCCAAACUCUCUUUGUAGCUAUUGCCUUUUUUCCCCUACUUUUUGCCCUGUUGUUCUCCCUACUGGCCAGGUCAUUUUUAACAAGGGAACUCUUGGUGAAGAGGAGAUAAGUCACUUCUCUCGCCCCUCUGCUUGAGCCCAUGUUAAUCAGUUCCUCACUGCUGCCUCUGGCAUUGCUGCCCCUGAUUCUGCUUGCUCCGGCUCCUGAUCUUCUUGAUCCCGGUUGCUCUUCCUCCUGCUCUGGCCCUAGCUCCAGUCCCAGCUGGUCCCAGACUGUUGGUGUAUCUUUGGAACUCACAAACUUGGAGCCACUCUCUGGGCAACUGGUAAAAACCAGGGUGUAUUUUCCUUAGGCAACGAUUCGCCUCCUAACUUCCUCUCCAUGUGGAUGGGGAAACAAACUGCUCCCUAGCAUUUUACCUCAGGGGGAAAUGAGAAGGGAAGAAGGAAGUUACUCUUCUAAAAAAGAAGUAAAUAACAAGCAUGGUGCAUUCUAUGAAAGAGCAGUGCAUUACCUAUCUCAAACAGCUUCUACCAUUCAUGAGUGCACUGAUCCUUUCACUUAUCUUACCUGAGAUUCAGGGGAGAAAUUCAUCUCCCUACAACUCUUUGCCAUUUGGGCCUGCCCAGUCUCUAAGAUUCAUCCAAUUUCAGAUUCCUUCACACUUUGCUCAGCAAGGAGUUCUCUCUUGCUAUGGGAGAUCCAAGCAUUCUGACAAAAGUACUCUGAAUGGAUAGAGAAAGGAAUUUUAAAGAGACUGGGGGUGAAAAUUUUAAACCUUUUUGGACUCUAUUUUUUUUUAAUGAAAGUCUCUGUAUUUUAUUGUAUUUUGCUGACUGUUUUAUUUAAGAUUUAAUUUUGUUGUUUUAAGUUCAUAUGUUAAUAUAUCCAAUACUAUUCUGUUACACUGAAUCAUUUUAAUCUACUGUGUUUUAACUACUGUUAUAUUUUGUUACCUUUCCCCAAUGGCUACUGAACAAAAUAUUGUAAAAGCCCCCCCAAUUUUUUUCCAUUUGUUAAUUGUCACAUAGAUGAUGAAUGGACUCAACCUGGCUAAUGUUAAAUUUUUAUUGGUUGGACUGGAUAUAUUUAAUAUGUGGUCUCCAGGAAUUUAAUUUCUAAAAUCCCAAAAUGAAUGACUAAACUAAGUGGAAUUUAUGGUAGUUUAUUUACAAUAGAGAGAAAAUAUUAAGGGAGUGAGAAAAGGGUAGAGAAGGAGAGAGCUCUGGCAUCCUCAGAGCCAGGUAGAAAUUCUAAGGUCCUAAUCAGGGAAAGGGAGUUUCAAGAUGAUGGGCCUUUCUUGGAGGUUCUCACCUCCAGAAAGGCAGGGAAACUAAGUCAGCCUUUCAUUCACCAACGGUGACCAUCUAAAAGGAAAGUAGUCUGAGGUCUGUAAGGAUAAUUUUAGUGUUUUGUCUUAAAAUCUAAGUAAGUGGUAGCCUUGGGAAAUCCCCAAAUAUGAAAAUACCCAAGUCAGCUGGGAUUUAUGGAGAUUUUAAUUAAUAAAGAAAGAAGGAAUUAAGGGAAGGGGGAGAGAGAGGGGGGGAGUCAGUCUUAUUACUUAUUAUUAUUAAGGGAGAGCAAGUCAGUCUUAUUACUCACCCCAAGACUGUCUCCAAGCAAGCUCCAGUCCUCUACUGAAUCUCCUGAACUCCAAUUAGCCUGAACUGACUUCUUACCCUUCCUUUUAAAGAAACUUUUCUCCUAAAUUUUCACAUCUACCAAUCACAGUAGACGCUUUUUUCCAGGACUGCCCAUUCUUAGUUUUCACCACUCUUUAGUUCACGCCUUCUCUGGUUAGAUUAUAUUUUCUGAGUAUUUCAUACCUCUUUGUUAAGCUUGUCUUUUGUAAGUUACUUGACCUUUUUGUGACUAAUUUAACCUUUACAGGUACUUAACACCUUUUUGUAUUAGAUCUAAAAAUAGACCUAUCUUAAGGUUCUAGUUUCACAGUAAGGCAUGAGUUAGGACUUUCAUUGUUCAAUUAGGAGUUUAUAACUUUAUCUUCCCCUAAGGCACUGUCUGAGUAUGGUGGCAUAAUUUAAAAGUUUCCAAUACAUUCCUGAUUCUUGUUAGACCAAGUAUCUCCAUUGUUACAAUAAGGGGAUAGUUUAAAUCAAAUCUUCUAAAGUACAGUCUGAGCAGUUUUUAAGAUUCACAGGUCUCAUGCAUGAGCUCCUCCAGGGGUCCAGUUCCACAGCCAAGUUCAAGUAUCCAUCUUCCAGUCUCUCCUCCAAGUCAUUCUUCUUUCCUCUAUCACGAAUCUCGAAUACUCAAAUAUCACAAAUCUCGAAUUUCUUCAAAUGAUCCUUCUGGCUUCUGUGGUCCUCUUUUUAAAGAUCUUUUCUCUAGUGUCACCUCCCCUAAAUUUCACAUCUACCAAUCACAGUAGACACUCCUCUCCAGGAGUGCCCACUCUUUAGUUCACACCUUCUUUGAUUAGAUUAUACCUUUUUUGGUUAGAUCACACCUUUAGUAGUUUGCACCUUUAAUAGUUAGUUCACCCCUUUUUGUACAUUAAAAUGGGUAGAUCUACUUCAAAUUCUGAGUUACUACCUUUUGGGCAUUAAAAUCUUAAAAUAGAUUGUGGAUUACAAUUCAAUCUUCCCAAUAAAGGAAGAGCUAAGUACCUUCAUUGUUACAAUCAGGGGAGAGUCAAAUUCAAUCUUCACACUAUCAACCUUUGAAGAAUUUAAUGAGCUAAAUAUCUAAAAUUGAUUUUUAAGGGUUCUUCAGACAUGAUAGUUAGUUUUUUUUCCAACAACUCUGAUUGAUCAUUUUGCCUGCCUCUGAAUUAUUUGUAACAAGAGAUAAAGAGUCCAUUUUAGUAGUUGAAGUGAAGCACUAUUUUAAUCCCCACCCACCUCUGCAUCUGUAAAAAUGUGAAUGGAUAGGGCAUAACAGUCUCAUACCAAAGGAACUGGGAAGUUGAUCCCAGGACAUGGUAUCCCUGGAUGGCUCCCAAGAGGGAGCAUCUCUCAUUUGUAACUCCUCAGAUUACUUUACCCUUACACCAGAAUGAUCUAGAUUCUUGGUGACAUUUUUAAACCCAAAGUCAACAGUACAGAGGUUUGGUUUUUUUCUAAACUCCUCUCCUAUAUUUUGUAAUGAUGGCAGUAUUAAAAAAAAAUCUCAGCCAAGGUUGAAACAUUGCUACACCUGAAAAACUUGUGACAAGUACCCAUUAGUGCCAGAGCCAUCAUACCCCAACCGUUUGACAAGGUCACAGUACAAGGAAGGAAGGUCAGCAAAGCAGACCCCAGAAUGAGGGCUCCCUGCUGAUCCCCAUUUGUGACUUUUUUCCCACUAAUGGACUUGUUACGAUUAUUAUUCCCUCCCCAAUACAGGAGAAAUAACAUGAGAGCAAAUACUUAUAGGAUCAAUAAAUAUAUACCCUACUUUAAGCCCCCUAGGUUAUUACCCCCAAAAGAUUGCAAUUACAGAAUAAAAGCCCAAAGAUUACUGCAGAUGACCCCUCUUUUCUCAAGCACAAAGGCCCUACAAUAAACACCAACUGAAAGGUUGAGUACUGUAAUGAAUCUUGUCCUAUAGUUACCACACUCGAAUGAAUUUGUUGGAACAGAAGCCAAGCAGCAUCGCUAGGCAUUUCAAAGAAACACAAGAAAAACAGAAUUUGUAAAUUGAGGAAAACACCAAAAUUGGUCUGCCUAAAAUCCUCAUACCUAGAUAUGAAUAUGUUUUUUUGUUCAUCACCCAAGCAAUUAUGAUGGAUAGUGAAAAUUGAGCAAAAGCACAAUGAUCCUCAGCAGGUCAAGGGGUACUAACCUACAAAUGGCUUUAUUCACAUUAAUCAUAUCUAUCACAGAGUGUUGUAGAAAUCUAGUAAAUGAUCACAGAAUUCUUUGUUGUAGUAACAUCACAAGAGUGUUGUUUAGGUGAUUCGAUAAUAUUCAAUCAAACUGUAGAAUGUCACAUACAUAGUGAAUUGAUUAUGUGUGUGUGUACCAAAAACCUAUAUAAUAAAAAGAAAUAACAAAAUACCAUGGUACUAUGGCAGAGCACUGUGUGUGAUGCCUGUGUAUGUGGGCUGAAUGCAUGGUGUAUCACAUCUCAUUUAUCUGACUGUGAAAUCAUACUUGGGCAGACAGACCCUGGUCCUCAGAGAGGCCGCUGGACAGACCUCUGGACAUUAGUUUUAAAUGUAACACAGCAGACUCAUGUGAAUCCUGAUGAUAAUGAGUUUGUUUGCUAUUGUAAUUAAAUGGGCUAUUUUAACUUUAGGAAUUUUAAUACUUUUUGAAUGUUCAUUCCUGUUGCACUACUGUUCUUUAUUUUAAAAACUGUUACUUUGUGAAAAUUACUUGCACUCACAUAGAGUGGAUCAUGACUAAGUUUGAAGAGGAAUGGAUCUCAUUUUUGGGUGAGAAACCUUUGUACUCUACCUUUUCUUAGCUGACACAGUAUGUCAAUGAUUGUAAGCUAUAUAUUUUUGAUUUUUAAAACUUUUAUUAUUGUUUUUGCUUGCAUGUAGUCUUAUUUUUCUCUCCUUUUUGUAUUUGAAGCACAUGUCAACAGUAUUGAGAAGAUUUUUCUUAAACUUUUUUGAUUUUGCAUUAAUAUAAGUUAAAAUAUAUAUUUGCUAUAAUAUUAAUGCACACCCCAAAGCUUUAGACUACGAAAACCUGACAUUUAUUGAUAAAUGUUUGGGACUGUGAUUAACGAUUGUGUCUGAUUCUAGGAGAAGGGAACAAAAGAGCCAUUAUACAGUGCCAAGAAGCACAAGGUCAAGGAGACCAACCAAUCCCAGUGGAGUUGAUGAAAAUUUGCAGUGCCAAGAGGCACAAGGUCAAAAAGGACCAAACCAGUCCAAGUAGGAUUGAUGAACUUCUAAGCCAAUAUGAAAGGACUUGUACCUAGUGUGAGACUCAAGGUUGUGGAGCGUGACAUAUGUUAAGAUGCAGGACACCUUGUAUCCACACUCUUUGUGAAAUACUCACAGGUACUGGCUUCCCCUAUCCCUGAGAGGGAAGGUAAAUCAGACCAGGGGAUUACACUUCUCUAUCACACAAAAAUCUAGUCCUUUUUUCUCUCUUAUAGUAUGGCAACUUCUUGACUGCAAAAGGGUAAGUGAACUAUUACUGCAUUUGUCCUACAGACUUGUGGGAUAGAAAUUACUUUAAUUGGACCCUGAUUCAAGGACCUGUUAUAGGUUUAUUUUCCUUUACUUACAUUUUUUCACAUUAGACUUUGAUAGUUUAUAUUUCAUCCAGAAGUUAUAUUUUCUCUUUUAUUUGGAUUUUUUUGAUGUUUUUGAUUUCUCUUGCCAAUUGAUUCAUACACCCCAUAACUCAGCCAUUCAUCACUAAGUGAUCCCUGUGUUUUUCAACACCCUCAUCAGGGGAGAAUGUAUUAUUAUUCUAAAUUUUAAAGUUUAAAUUCUUUUUGAGAGUAAUUUUAGGUUAAGAAACAUGCUACCUCUCCAAAUCCAGAAAAUGAACUCUUUGGAGAAGGCACCAUGAAGAUACCUCCACAGACUACAUGCUGCAUCAGAAGAUCCAGAGUUAACUUUGGGAUGUGGUGAUCUGAACUGUGUGGGGUUAAAUGCAAUUGUUUUGUCUGUAUACUCUUAUGCCAAAGGGGACUUCCCCUAACUGACUUUUUGUCAAUGUGCCUAGCAAUCAUUGGUUUUCUUCUCUUUUUCUUUUAUCUCCAAAUUAUUGUAAUUUAAAAGUGGAUUAUGUUUACAAGAUCCAUUGGAGAGAUCAGUCUUCCACAGAUCUUGGGGGGGGAAUGUAUGAUUGAAAAUCUGUUACCCAAAAAAGAACUAUAUUUCCCAGGAGCCCACGGACUUCCUGUCAUUAUGUAAUAACUGUAUAGACAGAGUAUAUUAGGUGGGGAUGUGGAGGGUCCCACCCUCUUUGGCAUCUUGGCUCAAUGGUGGUGAGUGGGAUUUUCAACAGGCUGAUCAGCCAUGGGUACAUGGUCUUUAUUUUGUAUCCCUCUUAUUCCUUUAUUCCUAAUGUUCAUUAAUAAAUCCCUUAAAAUGUAA
Molecule: messenger RNA, 16162 nt
Organism: Monodelphis domestica (gray short-tailed opossum)
Lineage: Eukaryota; Metazoa; Chordata; Mammalia; Didelphimorphia; Didelphidae
Gene: NEU3
Product: neuraminidase 3
Biological process (GO): ganglioside catabolic process; oligosaccharide catabolic process
Cellular component (GO): cytoplasm; membrane; intracellular membrane-bounded organelle
Molecular function (GO): exo-alpha-sialidase activity
Source: RefSeq, a predicted model, not a curated record